UUUAUCAACAACCCUACGACCCCACAUGCCACAUACCCGUUUCGAACCGACACAACCCGUCGUCGAACGGAUAGCUCGAGCGCUCCAUCACCCGCUCUUCCUCCUCCAUAGAUCCGAUUCCAUCUUCUUCAUCUUAGGUGCCACGGGUAAUGUUUAUACUGUGAUGUUGUCUUCGACCCCUACGUGCACGUGUCCCGACCGUACAACCUCAUGCAAACACAUACUGUUUGUUUUGAUCCGGGCUUUAGGCGUCUCAGUCGACGACACAUGUCUCCGGAGGCGGACUCUCCAGCCAUGUCAGUUGAGUUGCCUUCUCGGGACGCCCAUGUCGCCCGAGGCAUUAGCAGAGGUCAGUCUACGUGAGAGGUUCCACCAGCUUUUCUCCAAAAGGAAGAAGCAUGGUGGGUCGGGGGAUGUUAAGGAGAACGAAGAAGGAACUAUGUGUUUCGUUUGCUUGGAGGAAAUGGAGAAAGGAGACAAAGUGGCGACUUGUUCCACGUGUUGGAACUUGAUUCAUGAAGAAUGUUUGAUGAGGUGGAAGAGGAGCCGUGGGAGAAGGUCGGCUAAUUGCGUGAUUUGCCGUGCAAGGUGAAGUAGUGAUCAAGAAAAGUAUUUGAAUUUAGCUGCUUAUAUUGGCCGGGACCUGAGUGAGGGCGGCGGUGACAAUGAUGGUAGCGGCCUUUGUGGUGGAUGAUUUAUUUUACGUUCUUAGUUUUAGGAUUGAAAUUUUUUUGAUUAUGAACUAUAUAUGUUUUUAAACUAUAAAUUGUGUAUAUUCA
Messenger RNA from Hibiscus syriacus, 779 nucleotides. RefSeq lists its product as uncharacterized. The record is from RefSeq and is a predicted model, not a curated record. NCBI's taxonomy places the organism in Eukaryota, Viridiplantae, Streptophyta, Magnoliopsida, Malvales, Malvaceae. Bases 26 to 592 code for a protein of 188 amino acids. Gene Ontology annotation, molecular function: ubiquitin protein ligase activity; zinc ion binding. The transcript has a single exon.